Molecule: messenger RNA, 551 nt
Organism: Exophiala mesophila
Lineage: Eukaryota; Fungi; Ascomycota; Eurotiomycetes; Chaetothyriales; Herpotrichiellaceae
Exons: 1
Coding region: 114-551 (145 amino acids)
Source: RefSeq, a predicted model, not a curated record
CCCUUCGCUCUCUAGGUUAGUUAGUUAUCGCCACAUUGAACUUGGAAACAAAACAUUCAACAACCCUUUAGCGAACACAACAGCACCAAGCAACUAUCCACCCCCCAAGCAAGAUGACUUCAUCCCUCUCCUCCUCAACAUGGCGACUACUAGGACUCUCAGUUGCGACCAGCUACAUCGGACUAGGAUCAAUCGGACUGCUUGCUCCAGGGUUCGCCGCCAAAGGAUUCGGUUUAUACCCUGACAAAGCCGUGUCUCCUGCAGCAUCUCAACCCACUGCUCUCAACAAAGCCGAAGACUUGCACGCCCACUCCGUCGAGACCGCCAUGUCAUUGUUGGCCGUGCGAGACAUUAGCAUUGGUGUCGCACUGUUUGCCUUUGAUUACCAGCGCCAACCUCGUGCAAUGGCUACUCUGAUCUUUAGUGGUGUUGUCCUUUGUGUUGGCGAUGUUGCUGUUAUUUGGAAGAACAGGGGGACUGCCUGGGGGACUGCCUUUGCUUUUGGUGCGGGUCUUUGGAUGGCUAUUGCUUCUGGGUUGUGGGAUCAAUGA